AUGCAUUAUGUUCGACCUGUUGUUCCUGGACUUGUCUUAGAUAGAUUAGUUAGAGAAAAUAAUGAUUUAGCACUCCUAAAUCAUAUAGAGCAAGUAGCACUAGGUGCUCGUGAUAGUAAUGGUGAUGUUGCUAGUGGUGUGUUAGCUGGAUAUUGUAAUGUGAAUGGAUUUAUGGAACAUGUUGAGAUUGGGGUAGAUUAUAAUAACAUGGAGGACUACUAUAUAGACAAUGAAGAUAAUGAUAUUGAAGACUUAUUUGCCAUACCUAUGAAUGUGGUGCAAAGGGCAACUAUACAAGAAAAUGUUACAAGAAAGGCGGCCAAGAAGCCAAGUGAUGAGUUAGAGUCUCUAGCCAAUUCUGAUCAUGAGAUUUAUGGGGUUAGAAAGGUUAGAAUUGAUGAGUUUGACAUCAUGAUAAAUAUAGAAAAUCCAUAUUUUAAGAUAGUUCAAAUGAAGUUGAAAAGAAUGCAGCAGGUGGGGAGAGAGGCAGAAGCAAGGGCAAAGGCAAAGGAGCUUUGA
Dovyalis caffra is the source of this 519-nucleotide messenger RNA. The record is from the annotation of a GenBank genome assembly. Lineage: Eukaryota; Viridiplantae; Streptophyta; Magnoliopsida; Malpighiales; Salicaceae.